This is a messenger RNA of Aplysia californica (California sea hare), 2012 nucleotides long. RefSeq lists its product as uncharacterized. The record is from RefSeq and is a predicted model, not a curated record. The transcript is spliced from 12 exons. Bases 264 to 1382 code for a protein of 372 amino acids. NCBI's taxonomy places the organism in Eukaryota, Metazoa, Mollusca, Gastropoda, Aplysiida, Aplysiidae.
GGCCACCAUCUUUGUUUACGUUUGUCCCCUGGUGUUCUUCAAGGUGUUUCAAUCAGCUGAUUUGUUUCCUCUUUGCUCUGCGGAGGCUAUAUGGAAAGGCAAACAUCUGACGUCGUCUUUAGGAGACUGAGAGAAGCCGGUAUCUCUAGAAGGUCGGGAACAACAACCUGGAUGUGAAAAGCCAGGCGAAUAUCCAGCCAGUUGAAGACUUCUGGGGAUCCUGGAGAGGAGGGAGGAACCCCUAUGGCAUUGUGCAGCCUGCGAUGAUACCUAUUUGCCAAAACAAUUUUUCAGGGCUCUUGUUGUGUGUUGUGAUCGGGACCUUAUUUGUUCGUGAUGCCAGGGCUGAUGAUGAGCUGACCCGCCCUUUUAUCAGGGUGAAGGAAGCAAAACGUGAAUCUGUCAGUGAAGGAAUGCAGUUUUCAGUCCGGUAUCACGUUGUCACUGGCGAGAAGUCGAAAGUUUCCUGGAUUGACGAGAACAAGUCUUGGGUCACACUUAAAGGUACAACGGAGGAGGAUGGGUCUUCUAACGUGGCAAGUGUUGUGGUACCGCCUCAUGAGUCAUCAGUUGUUAUGUGUGAGAUUCUCACAAGCAGACAUAGAUAUGUUUUGUAUUUGGAGAACGCCGAAGAUGGAGACGUAAAGGUGACACCUGAUCUAAGGCCCAAUUUCUCCGUGACUCCAGAUGGAGACUUUGUGUACCAGGCAGGAACUGAUGUUACCGCCGAGGUGGAGCACUGGUUGCUGAAUGAAGGCAGUCCGACCUACGACAUGUUCGAACUCAGAUUUUACCUUCAACAUUCAUUACUGAAACUUGUUCUCAAUAGACCACCUUACAACUUUUUGCAGGAGCAUGGACAAGUGGACGUGGGCAAUUUUACCCAAUACAAUUUUAGUUUAUUGACAAGUAUGUACCAAACCAACGGUCUGGUGGAGAUAUCAGUCAGUGUAGGACAGACCCAAGAACUGGUGAAGCGUGCUACGGUGACCAAAACAGUUGUUCUCAGGCCCAGUACUCAGGCAGGAGCUUUUCCUCCAGGAUUUCUGCAGAUUGUUGGAGGCGUCUAUAAGCAAAUUGAUUAUGACGGAAAAGUUGUAUACUGCAGCCUCGGCAGUAGAUGGCCAUGCUAUCUGGGAUGCAACGGAGUCGGAAAUGACGUCACUGCAGUGACCAUCAGCAGGAUCAACGAUGACGGUAGUGCGAAACAGCUGGCUGUAGAAACCCCUCUCCCUGGACAACUGAUGACCUACGUCGGCGCUGUCCUUGAUGAGAGCGAACUGAAAACCGUCCCUGUCCGCUGUGAAGUGACCAACGCAGCCGGUGAUACGAGUGCCAUAACCUACCAAGUCACAUUCGUAGCCCCAGCUCCCUGGGAAUAGUUCAAACAAUAGACAACUGACCUUAACCCUUUCACUGUCGGGUCAGCUUCACAGUCCUAGAAAAGAGCCAAAGGCAGUCUCGGGCCAGGCAGUGGAGGAAGAGGCUUUUUAAAUGUUUAAACAGUAGAGAUAUGAUUUUUAUUUAAAGUCAUAUUUUUUCCUUUAUUAAAAAAUAAUACGCGCACAAGUCGUUAUUGUCUAGCUUCCCGAGAAAAGGCCAAACAACUGGAAGCUUAAUUUCUUCUCUCCGGAGAGUUUUUCUGCAACAUUUCAAGAGUCGAUAUAUAAUUUUAUAAUCUUAAUUCGAGAGAGAUUUAUAGAAACCACAUUAUAUUAUUUUUCUAUAUUUUAGAGUAUACGAGAAAAGAUAAUAUUUAUUGUUAUUGCAUCUCUUAAAACGUCCCACAUAAAUCAGUAGAAAAAGACUUGCAGAGUAGCAGUUUUAGAGACCACAAGCGAGGACAUACCUCUAAACAACAGUGAGGUAAUUAACUUCAAAAGCUUGUUGGCAUUUUGGAAAGAAAUAUUUCUAAUAAUUUGUAUUUCAGUAUACCCUUUUCUCAUGAAACGACAGUGCUUUUAAGUAUAUUUUGUUUUCAUAGAAUAAACAGAAAUGAAUUGCAUUUUUAU